AUGCCUUGCUCUCGUGCCGCCAGUUCGCGCCGUCAGACGCAGAGGCUUUUGCUCAUAAGAUAUGUACGCACGGAUCCCGGUCAAGAUGGCUGGGAGGCGGUCGUCUUCCUCUGCGCCCUGGGCAUCAUGAUCAGCUAUGCAGACAGGUCCAAUAUCUCCAUUGCCAUCAUCGGUAUGGCCAAAGACUUUCAAUGGGAUAAGGCCUUCGAAGGCACCGUCCUUUCCGCCUUCUUCGGAGGUUACGCGGCCACACAGCUGCUCGGGGGACGCCUCGCCGAUGUCCUGGGAACGAAAUGGGUGCUGGCUGCAGGGCUAAGCACUUGGUCUUUGGCCACUGCGCUGACGCCGCUGGCGGCCGCUGCAGGUGCAGGUCCUCUGCUUGCCGUGCGGCUAGCUUUAGGCUUGGGCGAAGGAGUUGCUUUUCCAGCUGUGCAUGCAGCGAUAGCCCGGCUGGUUCCUCGAAGCCAGCAGUCCUUCGCGGUUGGACUCGUGACAGCUGCGUCCUACGGUGGAGCCGGGCUUGCAUUCCUGCUGGUUCCCGGGAUUAUCGAAAACUACGGCUGGCAGACGUCCUUUUUCGGCUUCGGCGCCUUGGCCUUGCUCUGGCUGCCACCUUGGUUGGCCGUGGACAUCGCGAGUCCAUCUGCGACGAGGUCUCCUUCAGCAGAGGCUUUCUCUCCUGCGAAGAUCGCGGAGGGCUUCGCCGGCACUCUGAAGGAGCUGCUCCCCCUCGUGCGGACGAAGGAAGUCUUGGCUAUCUGCGUGGCGCAGUACACCAACGGCUUUGGGCUUUACGGUCUGCUCAGCUGGCUCCCCACCUUCUUCGCGGAGCAGUACGGCACGGCCCUGGCAGAUUUGUUCUUCGGCUUCUUAUUGCCACCGGAGCCAGUCGAU
Messenger RNA from Symbiodinium necroappetens, 894 nucleotides. The record is from the annotation of a GenBank genome assembly. Lineage: Eukaryota; Dinophyceae; Suessiales; Symbiodiniaceae.